Messenger RNA from Malus domestica (apple), 2730 nucleotides. Its product is annotated as NAC domain-containing protein 55-like. NCBI's taxonomy places the organism in Eukaryota, Viridiplantae, Streptophyta, Magnoliopsida, Rosales, Rosaceae. The record is from RefSeq and is a predicted model, not a curated record. Gene Ontology annotation, molecular function: DNA binding. Gene Ontology annotation, biological process: regulation of DNA-templated transcription.
AAUGCUGCUUCCUCACAGAACCAAAAACACCGAUUAAUAAUCACAGUUCAAAGUUGAGAGAGAGAGAGAGGAAGAGAGAGAGAGAUGAGCAGUAGCAGCAUCAGCAGCAGCAUGACAACUGAAGAAGGAGAUGCAGUGCAUGUGAAUCUGAUCCUACUACCUGGGUUCAGAUUCUACCCAACUGAUGAGCUGCUGGUCAGCUACUACUUGAAGAACAAGGUACAGGGCACAGACUCCCAUUUCCGUCACCUCAUCCCUGAAAUCGAUGUCUGCAAGUACGAGCCCUGCGAUCUUCCUGCAUUCUUCCCAGAAGAUCAAGAGAAGGAGUGGUACUUCUUCAGCCGGCCCGACUACAAGUACAUCAACAGCACUCGCUGCAACCGGGCCACGGAGCAAGGCUUUUACAAGAUCACAGGGAAGGAGCGUGAGAUCAGGGCUGAAGAAUCCAAAGCUGUGAUUGGGAAGAAGAGGAUUCUGACCUUUUACGAAGGUCGUGCGCCGAAAGCAAAGAAGACCGAUUGGAUAGUCCAUGAGUAUUAUCUCACAGAAACCCAGGUGGGUUCUAAACCCACCAAGCAGAUGGACUUUGUCCUCUGCCGCCUGAAGAACAAUUCAGCUAGUUAUAAGAAGCCGAAGGGUGAUCCAAUCCGGGGCGAAUUAGCUGAUUCGGGAGCGAAUUCUGAAGACGAUCAAGCUGUUGUAAGUGAUGUGAUAGCAGAGCCAGUGGAACAUCUGGGAGAAAAAGAGCUAGGGAUUAGCCAAGUUAGCUUGAGCCUUGAUGAUGGUGAUGAUGACACUGGUUUCUGGAAAUUCUCGGAUUUCGAUGAUCCAGCUAUAUUUCUAGAGUUGUGUGCUGAGAUGGGAGAAAUUCUGAAUUCACCCUCUCAACCGCUGCAGCAGACACCACAGCCACAUCAGCCACCGCAUCCACAUCAGCCUUCACAGCCACAUCAACCACAGGAUUACUGCCCACCCACACUGCAGUCACCAUUACACACUUUGCCGGGAAGUGUUUCCCAUGUCCAUGGUGAUUGCACAAGGCGGCAAUCUUUAAUUCCAGAUAAUAUUUCUUAUCUUGAAUUUAAGAAUAAUAUUUCAACCUGUGAUCCCAAUGAAUGUAUGGGUCCACCGUUUGAUCCGUUACAAGAUUACUUGCUGCUGUCACCAAUGAACACGGAACUGGGAGAUGGUGUGCAUCCCAAUAACUAUAUUGGAUGCAAUGAUGAGUUGCGAUCUCCAGAUGAUAUGGAGAUUUAAACUCUUUUCCCAUAAAGUUCUUGAUUUAUCAUUGUUGACCAGGAUUAGUAAUUUAGUAUCCUGGGAAGAAACAACGUACCCUACUUUUAGUGACUCUAAUCUACCAGAGUCACAAGCACGAGUCUUAAGAUAUCAACAGCAACAUAGGUUUAGUCGGUCUUAGUUACUCAAGAAUAGCCAGUGAACAAGAAGAUUUAAUUAUCGAAGAACAGCAAGAUCUUAGUUAUUGGAAAACAGAAAUAGGGGACUUGUAAACCCCAAGAGCUCUAGCAAGAGUAAAGCAUCACCCUAGUCUACCUUUCAGGAACUGUAGGCAGUAGAAACUUCAUCUGCCAGUUUUGGACGAUCAUGUCCGUGACAACCGACGUAGGUUCGCUAAGCCUGUUCCUCUUCUCUUUGGCCGUUUUUAAGCAUUCCUUAGUUUUAGAAACUUCAAAGCUUGUUAGGUGAACAUGUUAGUUCAAAGAACAGCCGUAGAAGCCAGUGUUUGAGAUGUCAUCAGGAAGUCUACUCUCCUUCAACAAGUCCAGAUUAAGCAAAGAUGUCUUUUCUCAGAAGCAGCGGUUGUUUGUAGACCGCGUGUCACCUGUCAACCAAACUACAAAUAUUCCUCAGCAAAAUUGUCUUUCAAUAGUGUACUCUCUUCAUCAAAAGUCAGACGAACCUCAGCAAAAUUGUUUUCAAAUUAUCUGUACUCUUCAUCAAAAGCCAUACGUACCUCAGCAAGACUGUCUUCAACCAUCGUCCAUUCGCGUCUAUCCACUUGGAGUUGCUUCGAGAAGAAUCCGACUGCAAAGCUGCAUCACAAGACAAGGUGAGCAAUCAAAGCUGAAAUAGUUAAUAAAAGUUCUUGUAUUGAUGCUUUGGGAAGGCUAUUAUCUGGUUUCACUCAACUCAGUUCGAUUUCUGUCAAUUCUACUAGCGCAUUGCUCUUCAUCUGCCCCAGAAGAAAGCAAAAACCGAGUCUUUGAAGCAGGCAACUGUAGGUUUCUUUCAUUGAAGCAUCUCCUCAACACCACUUAUCAAGUCCCCCGACAGGGAAUGGUAUAAUACUUCGCACCAAGCUCUAGUUCUAGCCUCGUACUCGGGCUUUCCUUCCACAGUCGUUUAUUCUGGAAAUGGCGUUAUACAGGAUCUGCUGCGACAUGGCUUCUGGAGUCUCAAGUAUGUUACAAUAACCAGACACUAAUGUUGAUGUACUGGUUGUUGGUAUUGAAAUUUGAGGUUCCAUCCGUAAUGGAGUGGUAAUUACGAUCAUUAUCAAAAUCGGAUGAUUAUGAUUGGUUUAAUCCUUUGAUAACCUUCAGAAUUAAACACCCAUCUUAUGUAAAUAUUGCUUUGAUUAGUUUCCCUGUAUCAGCUGCUGCGUUCCUGUGCAGCAUUUCUGCUUUUCCUGUACUCCUUUCAUGUUGUAUUGCAGUUAACGUUGUUUAUUUAGAACCUUUCAAUUUCAAUGGAAUUUUGUGCAGUCUA